Molecule: messenger RNA, 1197 nt
Organism: Stereum hirsutum FP-91666 SS1
Lineage: Eukaryota; Fungi; Basidiomycota; Agaricomycetes; Russulales; Stereaceae
Product: glycoside hydrolase family 93 protein
Exons: 6
Coding region: 1-1119 (372 amino acids)
Source: RefSeq, a predicted model, not a curated record
AUGGUUCCACUCACUCUCUUUACGCUGCUUCUCUCUGUUCUCCCUUAUUAUGUUCUCGCAACCCCUCUGACCGCGAGCAACCGCCUCGAUCGUCGCGGUGGACUCGUCCCCACCGUCUCAUCCACAGCUGUUCCUCUUUCUCCUUCCGGUGGUGGCACGUACCCUCGUCUGACCACCGUCGACGGCAACAUCCUCGCCGCUUAUACCUAUACCUCUGGUGCCGACCACAUCCUCGAGAUCUCUCGUUCGACUGAUGGCGGCGUAUCUUUCCAAGCUCUCGGGAGCGUGGCCGAGUCACCCGCGGCCACCACCGACUUGGAUAACCCGGUGUUGGUUGAACUGAGCAACGGGAACGUCCUUUGUGCCUUUAGGAACCAUGAUAAAACUGGGACUACAUACAACUAUUACAGGAUCACGGUUUCUGUGUCGACGGACGGUGGGGCGACUUGGUCGUUCUUGAGCCAGGCGAACGAGAGAGCUGCUACGACCACGAAAAAUGGACUUUGGGAACCCUUUAUGCGCAUUUCUGAAAGCGAUGCCCUGCAGAUCUAUUACGCCUCGGAAAAUUCUGACGACGAUCAAGAUAUCCUCAUGCAGACUUCGACUGACAACGGAGCGACCUGGUCCACCCCUGCUACUGUUUCUGGCGCGACCACCACUGGACGUGACGGAAUGCCGGGCGUGGCAGAAUUCAGUGUCGAUGGCGCAAACCACCUCGUCUGUGUGUUCGAGACCACUGAGGGAACAGGAACGUUCACGGUGAAGAGUGUGUAUUCGAGUGAUGAUGGUGCGACAUGGAACACUAGGACACAAGUGUACAUCCCGACGGGAACGAGUAACAACGCUGGCGCUCCCCAGGUGGUAACUAAGAUGGAUGGAGAUUUGGUGGUUUCAUUCAUGACUGACGAGGACACCUCUGCACACACUUGGACCAGCGGUGCAGACUUCAAGAUUCUGACCUCCGCACCCUCCGUCCCUUUGUCUUGGGGCCAGAAGACCACAGUCACAGGCGUCCAGUCCAACUGGCCGGGUUUGUACGCUAUCCCUGCUGGAGGUGUUCUUGGAUGCACCGACUUUAAUGGUGCCGUCUGUCACCGCAUUGAUUUCUCGGAUGCCUGAGUGAUGUUGUCUCGUUACUGUGAGAUAGUGUUCUGCCUUUGUUAUUUAUUCAUACACUACGUGGACAAUAUAUAUACC